AUGGAGAGAGAGGCUGCCUGGGAAGAAGUUCGAAGGCGUCGAAAACCAUCGGCGAAAGAAAUCAAUGAAAUCACCACGUAUUUUGUUUCCAAUGUACCAGAGGGUACCAUGAAAGGGGAGAUUAGAAAGGUGUUUAAGGAUUCCGGGAGACUAACUGAUGUGUUCAUGGGGUUGAAAAUUAGAAAAAAUGGAAAGCACUACGCUUUCGUAAGAUUCACGGGGGUACAAGACGUUAAAGAAUUGGAGAGGAAACUUGAUGGCUCGAUUGUCAGAGGGCGAAGACUAGAGGUGAACUUGGCGAUGUAUGGAAGGAAAGACCCACCGGGUACAGGCAAGAAGAUGAAUCAUGACAAUCCCAUAUGGAAACAGAGAAACAAUACCACCCAGCAGGUGCCGAGGUACAAGGAAGGAUUCAGGGAUCAGAGGACAUUUGCAGAGGCCUUGGGUUACAAUCGCCAGAUUAAGAAAGAUAUUCCAAUGGCCACCUACCCGCCACCACCACCACCUACUGUCAUGCAAAGAGACCAGAGUAUACUGAGUUGGCUUCGAAAAAUUUCACUCAUCGGAGAGGCAAGGUCACUCACACAUCUGGGUCACCUUCCAAAGCUGUUACUCAUCGAGGAUGAUGCCUACAUAGAGUUCAAAUACAUUGGCGGUGUCACAUCUGGCAAAAUUAGGUUAAGAUGUGAAUUCCUAAACAAUAUAAUCUCCUUGUAUAAGCCCAAAAACUCGAUCCAGUAA
Messenger RNA from Lactuca virosa, 741 nucleotides. NCBI's taxonomy places the organism in Eukaryota, Viridiplantae, Streptophyta, Magnoliopsida, Asterales, Asteraceae. The record is from the annotation of a GenBank genome assembly.